GAAGCCUUCGGUGCUGCCAGUUUGCCACGUAACAAGCUGCGCUUCAGUGCGCUGUCACAGGUAGAGACAGGGACCGGGAGCUUCUAGUCCUGUCUGCCGGAGGGGGUGCGAGACAUGGGGGGCUCGCAAAGCGUGGAAAUCCCUGGAGGAGGGACCGAAGGCUAUCACGUCCUGCGGGUACAAGAAAAUUCCCCUGGACACAGGGCCGGGCUGGAGCAGUUCUUUGAUUUCAUUGUUUCGAUUAACGAGAUAAGACUGAAUAAAGACAAUGACACCCUUAAGGACCUCCUGAAAGCCAACGUUGAGAAGCCUGUAAAGAUGGUGGUUUACAGCAGCAAGACGUUGGAGCUGAGGGAGACGACCGUGACCCCGAGCAAUAUGUGGGGAGGACAGGGCUUGCUGGGGGUCAGCAUACGCUUUUGCAGCUUUGAUGGAGCGAAUGAGAACGUGUGGCAUGUGCUGGAAGUGGAACCGAAUUCUCCGGCUGCUUUGGCUGGUCUGAGACCCCACACCGACUACAUCAUUGGAGCGGACACUGUAAUGAAUGAGUCGGAGGAUCUUUUCUCUCUCAUUGAAACUCACGAGGGGAAGCCGUUGAAACUUUAUGUUUACAACACGGACACAGACAACUGCAGAGAAGUUGUCAUAACGCCUAACUCUGCGUGGGGAGGAGAGGGCAGUCUAGGGUGCGGUAUUGGUUAUGGAUACCUACAUCGGAUACCAACACGGCCGUUUGAGGAGGGAAAGAAAAUCUCUUUGCCUAGUCAAGCUCCUGGGACACCCCUGAGUCCCCUAAAAGAUGGGUUUACGGAGGUGCAGUUGUCUUCUGUGAACUCUCCUCCUGCCGUACCGCUCGGAGCCUCCGGUAUAGAAGCCAGCCUUUCCGGACUCUCUCUCGGUUCCAACACACCUGCAGUCAGUAGUGCUCUUAAUUCAGGUUUACCGACAGUACCUGUAUUAACUCCCCAAAUUAAUCAUUCCCUCGCAUCUGUUCCUCUAAACCCAGCCGUUUCCCUCCCAGGUCUCAUGCCAUUAUCCACUGGACUCCCUAUGCUUACAAAUCUGCCUAAUAUUCCAAACCUUACACAAAAUGUUUUUAACUUGCCUCCCCUCGGCCCUUUGAAUCUUGCUGGGCUUCCACCGCUUUCAGUACCGUCUCACCUUCCCGCGUUUCCACUGGCACCUCUUCCUAGUGAAAUCAUCCAGUCGGCGCUGGACCACAUCCCCGCUCCCACCACAGAAAGCGCAACGGUCGCUGCCGAAGACCUAAGCCACGCGGCCCCUCCGGUCACAGAGAAAGUUACCGUCAGCAGCACAGAAACACACACUGCCGAAACGUCCUAGAGGGCAACCUUUUUGUACGGAUUGGCUUAAUGUAUUUAGCCACAGAAAGUGUUUGUUUCAGGAUACAAUCAAUCAUUCACUUCAUACUAGUUUGUACUUAAAUGUAGGAGACCUGUAAAUAAAUUAAGGUAGCUAUGAAGAUGAGGUCGCUGAAGGAUGUAGAAAGUGGAGAUGGGAAGACGCCGCAUUCUCAAAUGGUUGUAAAUUAUUUUAAAUACAGGGGAACUUCCAUCUGAAGUGGUCUUCAAUAAAGUUAGACGUGCACUCAACGUGUGUAUGGUUUAUGCUCCCUUUCAGCUUGUAAUUCUUUGUUAAAUGGCUUAAGCUCUUUCUAGCUUCGGACGGGCGAGCGAUGUGCUGCGAUCUGAUAGAUCAUUAAUACCGUGCACAGCUUUUACAGGGAGUAUCGGAGAAGUGAUGUUAUAGUUUAAUCCGGGGUAUAUGUACACAGCAAUAAAUGACUGGAAUUUUACACUA
This is a messenger RNA of Spea bombifrons (plains spadefoot toad), 1821 nucleotides long. RefSeq names its product golgi reassembly stacking protein 2 (gene GORASP2). The record is from RefSeq and is a predicted model, not a curated record. NCBI's taxonomy places the organism in Eukaryota, Metazoa, Chordata, Amphibia, Anura, Pelobatidae. Gene Ontology annotation, biological process: Golgi organization. The transcript is spliced from 10 exons. Gene Ontology annotation, cellular component: Golgi apparatus. Bases 115 to 1344 code for a protein of 409 amino acids. Gene Ontology annotation, molecular function: protein binding.